Candidula unifasciata is the source of this 234-nucleotide messenger RNA. The record is from the annotation of a GenBank genome assembly. NCBI's taxonomy places the organism in Eukaryota, Metazoa, Mollusca, Gastropoda, Stylommatophora, Geomitridae.
AUGGAACAAGAGUUUGAGCCCGUGCAGGUAGAGCAAGUACAAAGUAAUUACCAACUUCCUCAAGGUAAUUACGCUCCACCCCCAGGAAAUUACCCUCCGCCUCAAGCCAGUUACCCCCCACAACAGGUCAAUUACCCUCCACAACAAACCAAUUACCCCCAAAAACAGACAAAUUACCCUCCACCGCAGGUCAGUUACAUUCAACCACAGGUCACUUACUACCAGCAGCAGCAG